Messenger RNA from Plasmodium falciparum 3D7, 1524 nucleotides. Its product is annotated as RlmE/FtsJ family methyltransferase. Gene Ontology annotation, molecular function: S-adenosylmethionine-dependent methyltransferase activity; tRNA methyltransferase activity; methyltransferase activity. Gene Ontology annotation, cellular component: cytoplasm. The record is from RefSeq and is a predicted model, not a curated record. Gene Ontology annotation, biological process: tRNA processing; tRNA methylation; tRNA nucleoside ribose methylation. NCBI's taxonomy places the organism in Eukaryota, Apicomplexa, Aconoidasida, Haemosporida, Plasmodiidae.
AUGGGAAAACUAAGUAAAGAUAGAAGAGACAUUUAUUAUCGUAAAGCAAAAGAAAGUGGGUAUAGGGCAAGAAGUUCAUUUAAAUUAAUACAAAUAAAUGAAAAGUUUGGGAUAUUAAAAUUAUUUAAACCAGAUAUAUAUAAUUGUAAUAAUGAAAAGGAUUUAAUAAAUAUAUAUAAUGAACAUUAUUGUUAUAAUAUUGUCGAUUUAUGUGCAGCUCCUGGUAGUUGGUCUCAAGUUUUAAAAAAUAUUUGCUUAUAUAAUUAUUAUCAAAUAUUAUAUAUGAUAAAUAAAUAUAAUAAUAAUGAAAAUAUAAAGAAUAUACAACAUGAAGAAUUUCUAAACAAGUUUUCUUUGUACAUUAAUUAUAACGAAGAAUUAGAAAAUAAAAUAAAGAAUUUAAAAAUAAAAUGUUCCAAUAUAAAAGAACCAAAUAUUGUUGCUGUAGAUUUACAGGAAAUAGGAAAUAUGAAUUAUGUUAAAAUUAUACAAGGAGAUAUAACGAAAAUGUCGACCAUAGACAAAAUCUUGAAAUGUAUGAACAAUAAAAUUAAUAGUGAUGAAGAAAAUGUAAAUGUUUUUUAUAAUAUGGAGCAGCAAAAAAAGGAAAAUAAUUUUUCAUAUGCUCAUACGGUUGUUAGUGAUGGAGCUCCAGAUAUUACAGGAAUGAAUGAUAUUGAUGAAUUCAUACAAUCACAAUUAAUUUUGUCUAGCUUAAAAGUUUGUUGUUCCGUUUUAAAAGUAGGUGGGAAUUUUAUUAGCAAAAUAUUUAGGGGAGAACAUACAGGAUUAUUAAUUUUACACCUAAAUAAAUUUUUUCAAAGGGUCUAUAUAUGUAAACCUCAAAGUAGUAGAAAUAAAAGUUUAGAAUCAUUCCUAGUUUGUCUCAAUUUCUCUUUACCCAGAUCUAAUAUUAUAUCAAUGAAUAAUCAUAAUGCAGAAAAUAAAAUUAAUGACAAAUAUUUAUCUGAAGAACAAAUGAGAAAAUUUCAUGCUCAGCUAAUAACUUAUAAGGAUAAAGAUGAUCAAGAGUCUGAAGAAAAAAAGGAAAACUACAAUUCUCAUGAUAAUAUUGAUUAUAAUUUAUGCCAUACAACAAAACACAAUAAAAAUAUAUCUGAUGAAAUAGAAACUAAAGAGGUGUCAUCACCAUAUGAACAUAAUAAUAUUGUAGAAAAUAAUGUUACUCCAAAUUCGGAUAUGUUAAAAAAUAUAAAUAAAAUUAUAAAUGAAUAUGAUAAUGACAAAAAUAACUUAGAUAUAUUUAAUUUUUAUUGUUCGGAUAGUGAUGAAGAAAUAAAAUAUUUUAACUCAGAAGAUGAAGAAGUUGUCAAUAAUUAUAUUUCAUCAGAAAGUUUUAUGAGCAAUAAAUUAUUUUCAUUUAUUGCAACAGAUAAUUAUUAUGAUUCGGAUAAAUCUUAUUUGUUACCAGAAAAUUAUGUGAGACACGAACCCCAACUCAUGCCAUUAAAACCUCCUUAUAUGUUAUCAUUGCAGAAAAAAAGACAAGAGGUAAAAAAAUAG